Molecule: messenger RNA, 1023 nt
Organism: Talaromyces stipitatus ATCC 10500
Lineage: Eukaryota; Fungi; Ascomycota; Eurotiomycetes; Eurotiales; Trichocomaceae
Exons: 2
Coding region: 1-1023 (340 amino acids)
Biological process (GO): regulation of DNA-templated transcription
Molecular function (GO): zinc ion binding; DNA-binding transcription factor activity, RNA polymerase II-specific
Source: RefSeq, a predicted model, not a curated record
AUGGCUUCCCAACCGUCUACGCUUGUGUCACCAGCUGGAGCACCAGAAGCCAAUUCAACUCAAAGUCAGAAACAAUGGGUCAGUUGCAACACCUGUUCUGCUUCCAAGAUCAAGUGCAGCAAGGAAAAGCCAGAAUGCUUCCGCUGUAUGAAAAGAGGCAUCACUUGCCAGUACGCUGUAACCAAACGCUCAGGGCGGAAGCAAAGAACCCGCCAGAGGAGCAAUUCAAUCUCAUCAAGUCCCAUGGACGUCGUUUCUGGAUCGGACACGUUGGUGCUGCCUGAUAAUGUCGCACAAAUGUCUCCCAUGCCGUCGAUCACAGAGUAUACAGAUUGUUCCACCUCGUUGGUAGAUCCAGCAACGUCAUCUAUUCUAUUACUAAACGCUCUUAACUGGGGAUUCGAUGAUCUUCCCAGCCCUUCAAGUUUGUUAUCAAUGUCUGCUGACAUGGUCAACCCAUACUUAUGCGACGAUGUGACCACUGCGCUUCAACAAUCAGAAGCAUCCUGCCCUGUGCCAGAACCGGCAGAAAACCAUUCCUCUACUGUCGAAGAACCCGGCGCUGGCCCAACAUGUUGCUUUCUUGUGCGUGCUCUUGGGCUUCUCAAACAACAGUCUUCAGCUCGCGAGUCUUGUGGUGGAUUGCAGCAGGAAGAUGGAACUACCCAGCCUGGAAAUAAUACCGAAUACCAGAUUGAGACGAACCAAAAUCCUCCCAACGUCGUCGAUACUCAUAGUGGUGGAUUUGAUGAGGAUCAAAUCUGUAUGGCAUCGCAACAGAUCAUUGGCCGACUCCAUCGAAUCCAACGCUUGAUAAACAUUCUGUCAGAAAGAUUCAAAACACACAAGGUAAGCGUCAAAGGAAGACAGGAUGACGAACCCAAGGCAUCAACAACUGAUGGGAGCUCUAAUAUGUUCACAUUUAUGUUCCCUAGCUCUGUAUUGGAGCAUAUCGAGGCUGACCUGCGAUUGCAUCUGCGUACCUUGUCGGUAGAUGCUGCAAACAUCCUUCGUCAAGCAUAA